UUAAUGCCAUUCUCUCCCUCACACAAUCAGGCAGUAGUGGAGUCAAUGGCUGAGCAGAAUCACACCACUGUGACAGAAUUCAUUCUCAUUGGCUUCACUGACCAGCCCAAGUUGGGAGUUAUUCUCUUCCUAGUGUUUCUCAGUUUCUACCUCAUCACUGUGCUGGGCAACAUGGGCAUGAUCCUACUGAUCUGCUUGGAUUCCCAUCUCCACACCCCCAUGUACUUCUUCCUGAGCCACCUCUCCCUCUUGGAUGCCUGCUACUCUUCAGUCAUUAUUCCUCAGAUCUUGGUCACCCUGGUUAUUGGCAGGACAAGCAUUUCCUAUCACUCUUGUGCUGCUCAGUUCUUCUUUUUCACAGUCUGUGCAGCCACUGAAUGUUUUAUGCUAGCAGUGAUGGCCUAUGACCGUUAUGUUGCCAUUAGCAGUCCUCUACUGUACUCCUCAGCUAUGACAGUGGGCACUCGUUGGGGCUUGGUGGCAGGAGCCUAUGGUGGUGGCUUGUCAGGGGCUAUCAUCCGUACAGCCUGCACAUUCACACUUUCCUUUUGUGGGCCCAAUGAGAUCAACUUCUACUUCUGUGAUCUGCCACCUCUGCUGGACCUUUCAUGCAGUGACACCACCACCAGCCAAAUUCUGAUUAUCUUCUUUGGCGACUUUGUGAUUUUGGCCAAUGCUCUGGUGAUUCUGGUAUCCUACCUGUUCAUCAUCAGGGCCAUCCUGCAGGUCAAGUCAGUUGGAGGCAGAGCCAAGACCUUUUCUACCUGUGCCUCCCACCUCAUAGCUGUGAUCCUCUUCUUUGGGACUCUCACAUUCAUGUAUCUGCGCAGCAACUCAAGUAAAUCAAUUGAAGAGGAUAAGGUGGUAUCUGUCUUCUAUACUGUGGUCAUUCCCAUGUUGAACCCUUUUAUCUACAGCCUGAGGAACAAGGAGGUGAAAGCUGCCUUCAUAAAAGUCAUCAAUAGACUGCAGGUCUCCCAAGAGAUUUAG
Dromiciops gliroides (monito del monte) is the source of this 990-nucleotide messenger RNA. Its product is annotated as olfactory receptor 9I1-like. NCBI's taxonomy places the organism in Eukaryota, Metazoa, Chordata, Mammalia, Microbiotheria, Microbiotheriidae. Gene Ontology annotation, biological process: G protein-coupled receptor signaling pathway; sensory perception of smell. The coding region runs from base 4 to 990 and encodes 328 amino acids. Gene Ontology annotation, cellular component: membrane. The transcript has a single exon. Gene Ontology annotation, molecular function: olfactory receptor activity; G protein-coupled receptor activity; odorant binding. The record is from RefSeq and is a predicted model, not a curated record.